Molecule: messenger RNA, 2094 nt
Organism: Argiope bruennichi
Lineage: Eukaryota; Metazoa; Arthropoda; Arachnida; Araneae; Araneidae
Product: potassium voltage-gated channel protein Shal-like
Exons: 5
Coding region: 1-1890 (629 amino acids)
Biological process (GO): potassium ion transmembrane transport; protein homooligomerization
Cellular component (GO): membrane; voltage-gated potassium channel complex
Molecular function (GO): A-type (transient outward) potassium channel activity; protein binding
Source: RefSeq, a predicted model, not a curated record
AUGGCGUCUGUGGCCGCCUGGCUGCCUUUCGCCAGGGCAGCGGCCAUAGGCUGGGUGCCCAUCGCGAAUAAGCCCUUACCCGCGCCGCCCGUCACCAAACAGGACAGGAAAAGGGAGGAUGAGAAGUUCGUUAUCAACGUCAGCGGACGUAGGUUCGAGACGUGGCGUAACACCGUCGAGAAGUACCCUGACACCCUGCUCGGCUCCAACGAGCGGGAGUUCUUUUACGAUGAGGACUGCAAGGAAUACUUCUUCGACAGGGACCCAGACAUCUUCCGCCACAUCCUCAACUAUUACCGGACGGGCAAGCUCCACUACCCCAAGCACGAAUGUCUCAUGUCGUACGACGAGGAAUUGGCCUUCUUCGGCAUCAUUCCGGACGUGAUCGGCGACUGCUGCUACGAAGACUACCGGGACAGGAAAAGAGAGAACGCAGAGCGGCUCAUGGACGACCAGCUGUCCGAAGCUAAUGCGGCAGACAACAUGCCCCAUGCCAACAUUCGAGAGCGCAUGUGGCGGGCCUUCGAGAACCCGCACACAGGCACUGCGGCACUGGUCUUUUACUACGUGACGGGUUUCUUUAUUGCUGUCUCGGUCUUCGCGAAUGUGUGCGAAACCCUUCCCUGCAGCAUGAACGAAGCGACUGGCGAUACGAUGAGUUGCGGCGAAACUUACAAGGCAGCCUUCUUCUGCCUGGACACGGCCUGCGUCAUGAUCUUCACUGCCGAGUACCUCCUACGGCUCUAUGCCGCCCCAGACCGCUGCAAGUACGCCCGCAGCGUGAUGAGUGUGAUCGACGUAGUGGCGAUCAUGCCUUACUACAUAGGACUCGGCAUAAAGGACAACGACGACGUCUCAGGGGCCUUCGUGACCCUCCGCGUUUUUCGUGUGUUCCGUAUCUUCAAAUUCUCCCGCCACUCCCAAGGACUCCGCAUCCUCGGCUACACGCUCAAGAGCUGCGCCUCGGAGCUCGGCUUCCUCGUAUUCUCCCUGGCGAUGGCCAUCAUCAUCUUCGCCACCGUGAUGUUCUACGCGGAGAAAAACGUCGAGGACACUACCUUCACCUCCAUCCCUUCCGCCUUUUGGUACACCAUCGUCACAAUGACCACACUAGGGUACGGAGAUAUGGUGCCAGACACCCCUACGGGCAAGAUCGUGGGCGGUGUCUGCUCCUUGAGUGGAGUGCUGGUGAUCGCUCUGCCGGUCCCAGUCAUCGUCUCCAACUUCUCCAGAAUCUACCACCAGAGCCAGCGGGCGGACAAGAGAAAAGCACAAAAGAAAGCUAGAAUGGCCCGCAUCCGCAUCGCCAAGGCGACAACCGGAGCGGCCUUCGUGAGCAAGAAGAAAGCAGUUGAAGCGAGGAUAGCCGCCAGAGAAAGUGGUCAAGAGGUUGAGGACUUCCAGGAGGACAUUUUCGAGCUGCAGCAUCAUCACCUACUCAGGUGUCUUGAGAAAACGACGGAUCGUGAGUUCGUGGAGCACGAGGUUCCCUACAAUGGUCAACCGAAUCGACCGGCCUCUACUCCCCCGCUCUCCCCCCUGCCGUCUUUCUCCUCAGCCGAAAAUAUAAUCCUCCAGAGUUGUUGCGGAAGGAGGUGCAGCAAGAAAUCCUAUCAGCACCACCGGGGUACUACAGUCUCAGACCACGAAGAGGAGCUAAAUGACGUCCAAGUGCGUCUUCAGAACCGGACCUCACCGGACGGCGGUCACUUCCACCGGCCCAGCCUGGGCAAUGCCACAGUAGCCACCACCGUUUCCAGUUCCGGCACAGCCACGGUCGUCACCCUGCCACAUCCGGAAUCGGACCGAAACCCUGCCACCAUCAGCCCCCCCGGCACCACUACCAGCACCACCAGUGGCGGUGGCACAGUCAGGAUCAGCACCCUCUAAUGAGACAGAGACUUCUCUCAAGAACAUACUAUUCCUCCACGUGGCCUUCCGUGGUGAAAGCCGGUUCGAAAACCGACGUACGGAGAAACAAAUUCCCUUUGGCCUUAUAACCAUACACAUUCCAAGCAUCAAAACAAACCUGGUUGGUUUCUUUUGUGCGCAUUUUGUCGAACAAAACAGCAACAAAUGUUUGCAGAAACGUUC